UCCAACCAACGACCACUUAAACACAUCACCGCACACGGCCGCCGCGGGCAGCCCACCGGCCACCGCCAUCGAUCAACUCGGGCGGCCACAUACAUGACCGGCGCCACCAUGCCGCGGCGACGUCCAGCUUGUCCGCGCCGCGGCGUCGUCCCUCUCCCUCUCCUCCUCCUCCUGCGGCUCGGUGCCGUCCUCCUGCUCCUGCUUCUGCUCACCCCCGCGCCGGCCGCCUCAUCCGCUCCCGGGACCACCACCACCGACACGAUCACGGCGGCCGCGCCGCUCGCGGGGAACCGGACGCUGGUCUCGGCGGGGCGGGGCACGUUCGUGCUGGGCUUCUUCGCGCCGGAGGGCGGCGCGGAGGGGCGCACGUACCUCGGGAUCUGGUUCAACCGCAUCCCCGAGCGGACCGUCGUGUGGGUGGCCAACCGCGGGAGCCCCGUGCUGGGCCCCGCCGCCGGCGCCGCGCUCCGGGUCCUCCCCAACGGCAGCCUGGCCGUCGCGGGCGGCGACGGCGCGGUGGUCUGGGCCACCCCGCCGCCGCCGGUGCCGUCGUCAUCAGCGGCGUCCGGCGACGCGAUCGGUGCUGCCGCUAACGCCACUGCGCAGCUCCUGGAGGACGGCAACCUGGUGCUGCGCGUCCCGGGGGCCGGCGUGGUGUGGCAAAGCUUCGACCACCCCACCGACACGCUCCUCCCGGGCAUGAAGCUCGGCGUCGACCUCCGCGCGGGCCUGGACCGGCACCUGACCUCGUGGCGGGCGCCCGGGGACCCGUCCCCGGGGGAGUACACCUUCCGCCUCGACCCGCGCGGCUCGCCGGAGCUCUUCCUCUACCGCCGCUCCGCGCGCACCUACGGCAGCGGGCCCUGGAACGGCCUCCAGUUCUCCGGCGUGCCCAACCUCCGCUCCGCCGCCCUCCUCACCUUCCGCUUCGUCUCCAAGCCCGGCACCGAGGCCUUCUACAGCUACGGCCUCGCCGACGACGGCGCCGCCGUGCUCACGCGCUUCGUCGUCGACCCCUCCGGCCAGGUCCGGCGCCUCGUGUGGAUCGACACGACGCGCUCCUGGAGCCUCUUCUGGUCCUACCCGCUCGACGAGUGCGACGGCUACCGCGCCUGCGGGCCCUACGGCGUCUGCAGCGUCGACCGCUCGCCCAUCUGCGGCUGCGCGCCGGGGUUCGACCCGCGCUUCCCCGCCGAGUGGGCGCUCCGGGACGGCUCCGGCGGCUGCCGCCGCCGCACCGAGCUCAACUGCACCGCCGGCGACGGCUUCGCCACGCUCGCCAACAUGAAGCUGCCGGAGUCGGCCAACGCCACGGUCGACAUGUCCCUCGGCCUCGACGGGUGCCGCCGCGCCUGCCUCGGGAACUGCGCCUGCCGGGCCUACGCCAGCGCCAACGUCAGCAGCCCGGGGGCGCCGGGGUGCUUCAUGUGGACCGGCGAUCUGCUGGACAUGAGGCAGUUCAGCAAUGGCGGACAGGAUCUCUUCGUCCGUCUCGCCGCGUCCGAUCUACCUCUCAGCACCUCCUCAGCAGAGACUAAUUCAAAAACGGCAAGGGUCGUCGUGAUCAUUGUCCCAUCGGUCGUUGGACUGCUGUUGCUACUAGUUGGAGUUUGCAUCUGUGUCAAGAAGGUCAAGAAGCGCCGGAAGGAAGCUACUCCCUUACCGUCGAGGAACGCACAAAGCACGCCUUUCAGACGAAGGAACCAGAUUGCUGCAUCGAGUGACGCUCAGGACGAUUCCCUGCACAACGGUCAGGGAAACAACAAGGAUUGCGAUCUCCGUUCGUUCGAUGUGGAGAAGAUCCAAGCUGCCACCGACAACUUUUCGAUCCACAACAAGAUUGGGCAAGGCGGAUUUGGCCCGGUUUACAUGGGGAAGCUUGACAACGGGCAGGACAUAGCGGUGAAGAGGCUGUCGCGGCGGUCGACGCAGGGGCUCCGGGAGUUCAAGAACGAGGUCAAGCUGAUCGCCAAGCUCCAGCACAGGAACCUCGUCAGGCUCCUCGGCUGCUGCAUCGACGGCUCCGAGAGGAUGCUGGUCUACGAGUACAUGCACAACCGGAGCCUCAACACCUUCCUCUUCAACGAAGAGAGGCAGUCGAUGCUGAGCUGGGAGAAGCGGUUCAACAUCAUCAACGGCAUCGCGCGGGGGAUCCUGUACCUUCACCAGGAUUCGGCGCUGAGGAUCAUCCACCGGGACCUCAAGGCCAGCAACAUUCUGCUCGACAGGGACAUGAACCCCAAGAUCUCCGACUUCGGCGUCGCGAGGAUAUUCGGGACGGACCAGACCGCCGCUUACACCAAGAAAGUGGUCGGAACAUACGGGUACAUGUCCCCUGAAUACGCCAUGGACGGGGUCUUCUCCACCAAGUCCGACGUGUUCAGCUUCGGCGUGCUGGUGCUCGAGAUCGUCAGCGGGAAGAAGAACAGAGGGUUCUACCACAACGAGCUCGACCUCAACCUCCUGCGAUACGCGUGGAGGCUGUGGAGGGACGGCCAGAGCCUGGAGUUCAUCGACCCGUCCAUCGCGGACACGUCCAACGCCAUGGAGGUGCUCAAGUGCAUCCAGAUCGGCCUGCUGUGCGUGCAGGAGCAGCCGAAGCGCAGGCCGACCAUGUCGGCGGUGACCACGAUGCUGACCAGCGAGAGCCCCACGCUGCCGGAGCCGUGCGAGCCGGCGUUCAGCACGGGGAGAAACCACCACGACGACGACGAGGAGGACGACGGCGAGGAGGACCCGGAGGCGAAGGCCUGCCGGUCCGACAGCGCCAGCAGCUGGACUGUAACCGUAGUGGAGGGUAGAUAGCUAGCGACGGCAGAAGGAACAGUGUUUGCGUUGCGAUGUAAAUACAAAAACAUUAUAACCUCAACAGCAUUGGAUUCAGUUGUUUUACCAAUUAAUUGACUGAGGGCGUUGCUUCU
This is a messenger RNA of Panicum virgatum (switchgrass), 2921 nucleotides long. RefSeq names its product receptor-like serine/threonine-protein kinase SD1-8. NCBI's taxonomy places the organism in Eukaryota, Viridiplantae, Streptophyta, Magnoliopsida, Poales, Poaceae. The record is from RefSeq and is a predicted model, not a curated record. Gene Ontology annotation, biological process: protein phosphorylation; recognition of pollen. Gene Ontology annotation, molecular function: protein serine/threonine kinase activity; ATP binding. Bases 94 to 2805 code for a protein of 903 amino acids. The transcript has 6 exons.